This is a messenger RNA of Notodromas monacha, 2733 nucleotides long. The record is from the annotation of a GenBank genome assembly. Lineage: Eukaryota; Metazoa; Arthropoda; Ostracoda; Podocopida; Cyprididae.
UUUGGGAUUCAACCGGCAGGUGGUGCCCGUGUUGUGAUGGAGUAGCUCUGUGACAUCAAGCAAGUUGAAGUUACCGGUGGAAGUGGCGACGCUCCUGGUGUGUGACAUCCGCCAAAAUGCGGCGAGCGAUUCUCCGCGCCGACGAUGAACGAGUGUCGAAAAUAAAUAUCGAAAUAUGUCAAAUGGAAGUCGAUUACGCGAUAUCCCGAGGAAGCAACUCAUCUCAUGUUCCUACGGGAGCUAAGUGAAGUGCAAUGCUUGGAAAUAAUGGAGAUUGAAGAUGUAUGAGCAGAGGAACAGUGCGAAGGGAAUGAGGCUUCGUAGGAAAGAGUUAUUUAUUUUCCUCCUGGGAACUGCACUUCUAUUUGCUGUUGCAACGUUUCAUUAUUCCAUCGGUACUUUCAAACCUUCCGACUGGUUCUACCAUGGAUACAUUCCACUCUUCCUGGACGGAAAUCUUUCAUCCCUGAGUUUCCAAACGGUUCCGGAUGAUGCUGUGUAUUUCCUCGAAACCUCAGGGUUGCCGUUUUUGAAUCUCAAACAACUGUGUUCCAUUGAAUCCGCCGCUAAAUAUCAUCCUGAAAAAGUAGUUUUUGUAGCCGUGAAAUCAGAGCGGUUUUUAUAUUCAGACUCAGUGAACGUCCUGAGACAGAAUUACAAAAACGUUCGUAUUGCUCGCUUGGAUCCCGAUUCGUGGCUCAAUAGUACCGUUUUGUUCUCCUGGAUGAAAAAUGGGCUUUUGGGCAAGAGUUCUUAUAAGACUAGCCACAUGAGCGAUGUUCUGCGGUAUGCUACUCUAUACAAGCACGGAGGCAUUUAUCUGGAUCUCGAUGCCAUCGUUCAGAAAUCGCUUGGAAGUUUGAAGAAUUCCUUGGCUCUUGAAGGCAUUCUCGCUAAUGGGGCUGUAAUGGUAUUCGACAAACAUCAUCCGUUUUUGCAGGACUGCAUGAACGACACCGUUCUCAAGUUUAAUGGAGCUGAUUGGGGCUCAAAUGGCCCGAAGCUUGUUUCACGGGUGCUGAGCAAGUGGUGCAAUUCUACAUCGUUGUCCCCAGGAAUCUGUCAAGGUGUGCAUUUAUUGCCCAAAACGGCCUUUUACGCCAUUCCGUGGGCAGAAUGGCAGCAUUUCUUCGUGGAAGACGCGGUGGAAUCAAAUGCUGUCAUGGAGAUUGUAUCUGAAAGUUAUGUUGUGCAUCUCUGGAAUCUGCACACGUCGAAAGUUCCGGUCAAAUUGGAUUCUUAUCAACCUUUCGCGCGCUUGGCUCGGAUGCAUUGCCCUAGAAUAUGUGAUUAUGCGGGACGAACGCUUGUCAAGUCCGGAUGCUACAGGCUGAGGCCACUGCGUGUGAUGGACGCGAAAGAUGAGAAUACGGCGAAGCUGUUGAAGGGGGAAUUUGAUCGAGUCGCCAAGUCUUCGGACGCCGAAUCGAAAUGGAAGACCGUGAUGGCGUUUUGCGACGUUACCAUUCGGGAAACAAACGGACCUGUUCACGCUGUGAAGCUUCUUAGUGCGGAAAUGCUUUCGGCUAAUGAAGAAAUUGCCUUGAGGGCGUUGGAAGUUUUGGAAGCUUGUGUUCGUCGCUGCGGACCUCGUUUCCAGGCGGAAGUUGGAAAGUUUCGAUUCCUCAACGAGAUUGUGAAACUUGUGAGUCCGCGUUACCUUGGAAAGCGAACCACGGAACGAGUGAAGAGCAAAUCGAUUGAGUUGCUUUACGUCUGGACGCAAUUGCUUCCGCAUGAACCUAAAAUCAAGGAAGCUUACGAAAUGCUGAAGGAUCAAAAACUGAUCGACGGUGACCCCGAUGUGCCAUUGUGCACCGAUGUUGGACUUGGAAGUGAGAAGGAUGUGGAUGAGAAGAUGACCUCCGGGUCGCAUCCUUCUGACGAUAUAUUCAAGAACGACGAGCGAUCACAGCGAUUGAAGAAGUUGCUGCAAAGUCGUAAUGCCCACGAUUUGCAGGAAGCAAAUAAGCUUAUAAAGAAAAUCGUCUCCGAGAUCGGGCUGGUGAUGGAAGGACACAGCUCAAUCAUAGACGAGAUUGAGGCUCAACUGGGGAACCAAGGCCCUCCUUCAUGCAUCGUCAUUGCAGUAGGAGGUGGCGGGAUGCUGCUUGGGGCACUCAAGGGCCUGGAACGCAAGGGUUGGCAUGACACGAAAAUACUCGUCAUGGAAACAAUAGGCGCAGAUUGUUACAAUCUGAGCGUGAAAGCCGGCAAACUAGUAGCAAUUCCUGAUAUAACCAGUGUUGCCAGAUGCCUCGGUGCUCUGAAGCCAGCGGACGAGUUGGAGCAGUACCUGGGGAGUGACAUGGUACUUUCAGAGGUCGUCAGCGACAAUGAAGCCCUCCGAGCACUCAUAACCUUUGCAGAUGAUCAGCGAUGUCUGACGGAAGCUGCUUGCGGAGCAGCACUCGCGGCCCUCUACUCCGGAAUCCUCAACAAGUACAUCGAAAGCGGGAAAAUCUCAGCCGAGAAACCGAUAGUGAUUCACGUUUGCGGCGGAAACUUGAUUUCAGGAGCAAUAAUGGCGGAAUACAAAGCUCGUCUCGCAGCUGAUGCUGAAGGAAACUGAUACGAUUCGCGUCCAUCUCGGAAUAAUCAAGUCGACACACGGAAAAACAUGAACUGACCAGAAACAGCUGAAUAUCGCGACGAUGACCGCGGGGAGUGUUUCAAAAAGAUUUUUAUUCCGUGCAUCAAGGAUCAAUAAAAGAAAGAAUGGAAACAAAUCAA